Messenger RNA from Microthlaspi erraticum, 852 nucleotides. The record is from the annotation of a GenBank genome assembly. Lineage: Eukaryota; Viridiplantae; Streptophyta; Magnoliopsida; Brassicales; Brassicaceae.
AUGUGUGUCGACUACAGGAAGCUGAACUCCUCCACGCGCAAGGACCACUACCCCUUGCCAUUCAUAGACCAGAUGCUUGAGCGCCUUGCCAAUCAUCAAUACUACUGUUUCUUGGAUGGAUACUCAGGAUUUUUCCAAAUUCCAAUCCACCCAGAUGAUCAGGAGAAGACUACUUCACUUGUCCCUAUGGCACAUAUGCUUAUAGGAGAAUGCCUUUUGGAUUGUGCAAUGCUCCAGCUACAUUCCAAAGUAUAUGGUUCUUCCUUUGAAUCAUGUUUGGGAAAUCUUGGAAGAGUGCUACAGAGAUGUGAAGACAAGCACCUAGUUCUAAAUUGGGAGAAGUGCCACUUUAUGGUUAGAGAUGGAAUAGUGCUUGGACAUAGAAUCUCAGAGAGAGGCAUAGAAGUUGACAAGGCCAAGAUUGAAGAUAUUAACUUUGAGUUCACAGAGGAGUGUCACAAGGCUUUCACUAAGAUCAAAGAUGCAUUGGUCAGUGCGCCAGUGGUUCAACCUCCAAACUGGGAACUACCUUUUGAGAUAAUGUGUGAUGCAAGUGAUUAUGCAGUAGGAGCAGUGCUUGGACAAAGAAAAGACAAGAAGCUACAUGUGAUCUAUUAUGCCAGCAGAACACUUGAUGAGGCACAAUGCAAGUAUCUCUUAUCUAAGAAAGAUGCCAAGCCAAGAUUGCUGAGAUGGAUACUACUAUUGCAAGAAUUUGAUCUUGAGAUCAAGGAUAGAAGAGGAGCAGAUAAUGGAGUAGCUGAUCACCUUUCAAGGAUGAGAGUUGAAGAAAAUCUACCCUUGAUGAUAGGCUACCUGAAGAAACAGUUUAUGCAGCUGAAGCAGCAAUAA